CCCUCCGCGCAGGCGCCGUGGUGCGAUGGUGGCCGCCGCCUCGCCGUGAGGGCCGGGCUCGGGGGCCCCGCCGCCUCGCCGUGAGGGCCGGGGGCUCGGGGAGCGAUGGCGGCGGGCCCCGGCGGCGGGGCGGCGGCGGCGGGCGGCCCGGGGUGGCGGCUGCCGGGGCGGGUGCUGGAGCUGGUGUUCUCGUACCUGGAGCUGCGGGAGCUGCGGAGCUGCGCGCUCGUCUGCAAGCUCUGGCACCGCGUCCUGCACGGCGACGAGAACAGCGAGGUGUGGCGCAGCCUGGCCGCCCGCUGCCUGGCCGAGGAGGCGCUGCGCACCGACAUCCUCUGCAACGUGCCCACCUACAAGGGCAAGGUCCGUGCCUUCCACCACGCCUUCAGCACCAAUGACUGCUCACGGAAUGUCUACAUCAAGAAGAACGGCUUCACGCUGCACCGUAACCCCAUUGCCCAGAGCACGGACGGGGCGCGGACCAAGAUCGGCUUCAGCGAGGGCCGCCACGCUUGGGAGGUGUGGUGGGAGGGCCCACUGGGCACCGUGGCCGUCAUCGGCAUCGCCACGAAGCGGGCGGCCAUGCAGUGCCAGGGCUACGUGGCCCUGCUGGGGAGCGACGACCAGAGUUGGGGCUGGAACCUGGUGGACAAUAACUUGCUGCAUAACGGGGAGGUGAACGGCAGCUUCCCCCAGUGCAAUAAUGCGCCCAAAUACCAGAUAGGUGAAAGGAUUCGAGUGAUCCUGGACAUGGAAGACAAAACGUUAGCGUUUGAGAGGGGCUACGAGUUCCUGGGAGUUGCCUUCAGAGGACUGCCGAAAGUUUGCCUGUACCCAGCAGUGUCUGCCGUGUACGGUAACACAGAAGUGACUUUGGUCUACCUGGGAAAACCUCUGGAUGGAUGACAUGGAUCUUUCCGUUGGGACAUCGAGCGAGAUGUGGAUGCUUGGGAGGAGAAAUCUGCAUGUUGGUUAGAGGGAAACGAGUAUUAGAGGGAAAACAACGAAGCGUGGCUGUUUGACCAAGAACCACCAAGAGAAUCGUGUGGGGUUUUGAAGCGGAGCACCAGCCAGACUUCAGGAAUUCUGUUACAUUUCCUCUUUCUACCAGGCCAGAAAAAUCCUCAGGGCUGCAGUUGGUUGAGUGGGAAGCUGACACAUGCAUGUUGCAACAGAUUUCAUUGCUAAGGUGGCAGUGCGUGACCUCAAAUAUUUAAGAAAGGAUUUGAUAUAAAACUGCUUGAGGAAAUUACCCUGAGAUUUGUAUGUAGCGUGUUUUGUGAAAGACUCCUGUUUUAAACCUGCUUGUUCCUUCCCUUCCUUCCUUUGGGCCGGCGUGGGCGCCAGAGGAGCGCGCGUCUGCCGCAGCUUUCUUUACAGUUUUUAACACACGGAGAAGCUUGGUCUGUCUGGACUGCUCUUCUCUGGUGUAACGAUACAAAACAUGUGCAGCUAUUUUUAAGUGUAUUUUAAGGGUUGUAUAUACAGAACACGUUGAAAAGAACAGCUUAAAAGAAAGGGUUUGCUUUAUUCUAACUGGGACAUCAUUUCUUAAAGGGAAAAAAACCCAUGGCGUGGCAUCAGAAAAUGCACAGCGGACCGGUCUCGCAUUUGUGUCUGUACAUCUCAUGUGUCGUAAAGUGUUUCAGGACACUUGUGUGGAGCACAGUGCGACACUGGGUCAUUGUCCAUGAAAGCCUCCAUCGCUGUAGCCACAGUUUUGUUCUCUGUAGGAAAUGCAAAUGUUUUCCCCUUGAGUUUCAUUUUGCCAGAAUUUGCAGACCCUUUGGGAAAGGAAGGGCAGCGCCGUGGUGAGCGCAUCGUCCUUCCCACCUCAGAAACACAAACUUCUAAGGCUUUCUUACACUUUCUGAUCAUUGUUGCGAAAUGUUUCAAAGUAACAAGGAAGGAGCAUUCCCUUUCGGAAUCCAGGCCUUGUUUUCAGCUUAAAUGGCUUUAAGACCUUGCUGAACCAUUCUUAAUUAAACAAAAUCCAGCAGUACCCAAGUAUUUACCUGCCUGUUUUCAGUCAGGAUGAAUAAAACUCUCUCCAGCCCUCUGAUGGGGAUUCUGGAUCAGGUUCAGCGUUGGGGCUUUCCGCUGGCACCAGUUUUCUCAACACCACAUGCAACCCCCCGGUGUCAGGGUACGCAGGCCAGGAAGUCGUGGGGUGCGGUGAGGAGGGGCUUUGUGGUGAAACCGCUUUCCUCAAAGGUUGGGGGGGCUGCAGGGAGCCCCAGAGGGGCCUCUGUUGGUCCGUUAGCCCCGCGGCUGGCUCUUGCCUCUGGUUUGUUGUUGGCUGGUGUCUCCCAGCGUUGUCUGAACUGUUUCAGAGCUGGGCAUGCUUUUCGGAGAGGGAGAAGGAAAUGUUUGUGCAAGCUCUUUGUGCUUUAUUUGCGCUAGAGAAUGUGAAUCGCGUCAUAUCAGACACUUGCAAUGCUCUGAGCAUGGAAGGGAGAGGAAUUCUUCUCAGGCUGUUGCUCAUUUUCCCCCGGUGUUACUUGAAUGACCCGAGGAGAGCGAUGUGAGCGGGUGGGUGAGGCUCCUGCUCCGGUGCCGACAAGCUGUCCUUGGAGUGCUUUUUUACCUGGGAGGUAACCACAUUCCGCACUGGAACAGAGCAUGUGUGGGAUUGCUGUUGAAAAGGAUUUUAAAGUAUUUAUUUGCUUUAUGUGGUGUUUUAUUGCUUAAAGGCAAUGUUGAGGUCCGUUGCGCUUGGCUGCGUUAGCAAAACAAUAUACACAGUGAGAAAUGAAGAUGUUUUCAGAGGUGCUUAGAGCAACCGAAUAAAUGAAGUGAGGUGGGCGUAUGAGUAGCUUUUGGAAAAGCCUGUUACAAGCAUUGAUUGUACUGGACUGUUUGUAUCUGCAUAGCUCAACCCUGGGGCAGGGAGCAGGGAGAGAAGGAAACAAACCCUGUCCAGUGUCAGGAAACAAACAUGUCCCGAGGUGAAUGUAAAUGCAGCGCGGUUCUGAAAGGUUUGGCUGCUGCGCUUGGUCAUGAAUCCAAUUAGAUGCAAGUAAACCCUGAGAAGUUCUGAGGAGUUUAGUUCACAAAAUAACACUGUUUUCCAUUCUUCAGACUGCAUCUUGCCCUAGAAAUAAUCUCCCUCUAAAUUAGAUAUGCUGGAAGUUGAACAUUCCUUAAGGGUGGGUUUGAGGGGACUCACUUAUGUAAGAUUAUAACUUAUUCCUGGCGACCAACGCUGGCUGUACAAAAUAUUAAAUAAACUCUGCUGUAAUUCAGAA
Messenger RNA from Cuculus canorus (common cuckoo), 3248 nucleotides. It is a transcript of the gene FBXO45, whose product is annotated as F-box protein 45. NCBI's taxonomy places the organism in Eukaryota, Metazoa, Chordata, Aves, Cuculiformes, Cuculidae. The transcript has 3 exons. The record is from RefSeq and is a predicted model, not a curated record. Gene Ontology annotation, biological process: proteasome-mediated ubiquitin-dependent protein catabolic process; synapse assembly involved in innervation. Gene Ontology annotation, molecular function: protein binding. Gene Ontology annotation, cellular component: synapse; SCF ubiquitin ligase complex. The coding region runs from base 106 to 906 and encodes 266 amino acids.